CCAAUGCUGUGGAUAACUGGGCUAAGUCCAGCAGCGUGUAUAGCUGACCCCGUCAGCUGCAGGCUGUGGGCUAGUCCUGUAAUGCCUUGCCUUUCUAUGAAUGGAGAUUUCAUAAUUGGAGGGAUCUUUUCUUUUCAUUACUACAUGAUAUCAGAGCAGAACACCUACGACAAACAACCAAGUCUGCCGCAAUGCUCUGGGAGUAUGAGUUUCCGGGAGCUGCGCAUCGCCCGUGCCAUGGAGUUCGCCAUCCACGAGAUCAACAACAGAACAGAUCUCCUGCCGGGAAUCACGUUAGGAUACCAGAUACACGACUCGUGCGGUGCAGUGUCGAUGGCAGUGAAAGUUGCAUUUCAGUUUGCAAACGGCAUGGAACCAUUUUUCAGUGAUACUGAUUCCUGUUCAAAAUCUGCAGCUGCUGCUGUUCCUGCUCUCGUGGGAGAGUCUACUUCCACUCUUUCUAUCAGCAUGACUAGGAUCCUGGGUCUCUUUGGAAUUCCACAGGUGAGUCAUUUUGCAACCUGCGCAUGUCUGAGCGAUAAGCGUCAGUAUCCUGCCUUCCUCAGGACCGUGCCUAGUGACCAUUACCAAGCGGCCGCACUAGCAAAAAUCGUCAAGCACUUUGGCUGGACAUGGAUUGGGGCAGUGCGCAGCGACUCAGACUAUGGAAAUUAUGGAAUGGCGUCGUUUCUAAAGGCUGCGCAGGAGGAGGGAAUCUGUGUGGAGUACUCCGAGUCCUACUACAGAACACAACCGCUCAGUAAACUGGAGAGAGUGGCGAACGUCAUCCGGAGAUCAACAGCCCGGGUAAUAGUAGCGUUUGUUCAAUCAGGAGAUAUGAGGUUAUUGUUGCAAGAACUGGCUAAACAGCCGCCGCCUCCACUUCAGUGGAUCGGCAGCGAGGCGUGGAUUAUACAAUCAGAGUUUCUGACCUAUAACAUGUGCGCUGGGGCGAUAGGAUUUGGGAUCCCCCGCUCGGUGAUUCCAGGUUUUCGUGAGUUUCUUCUGGAUCUCUCUCCAGCACAAGCAUUGACAUCUCCUCUGCUAACGGAGUUUUGGGAGAGUUCGUUCAGCUGUAGCCUAAAAAGCUCAUCAGAGGGCGCCCGGGAAUGUGAUGGCAGUGAGGAUAUCCACGCGCUGCAGAACCCGUAUACAGACACGUCGCAGUUGCGCGAGUCUAACCUGGUGUAUAAAGCUACGUAUGCCAUAGCGCAUGCCAUCCACGGUGUUAUCUGUAAUGACACGCAGUGCGACAAGAGCGCUAAAUUCACACCAUGGCAGAUACUCUUCCAGCUGAAGAGAGUGAACUUCACUACAAAGAAUGGUUUUCAGGUCUCGUUUGAUUCUAAUGGUGAUCCUGUGGCUGUCUACGAGCUCAUAAACUGGCAGAUUAAUAAGGACGGCAAUAUGGGUUUUGUCACGGUGGGCCACUAUGACUCAUCCAGACCAAGAGGCCAGGAGUUCAGUAUGAGCAGAGCUAUUAGCUGGGUGGGAGGACAGACCGAGGUGCCAAGAUCUGUGUGCAGUGAGAGCUGUCCUCCAGGGACCAGGAAGGCUGUACAAAAAGGAAAGCCAGUCUGCUGCUAUGAUUGUAUACCAUGUGCAGAAGGAGAGAUCAGUAAUAAGACAGACUCUUUGAACUGUGUGCGCUGCCCUUCUGAGUUCUGGCCCAACACCCAGCGAGACAGCUGCCUCCCCAAGCCUGUGGAGUUCCUGUCCUGGGACGACACUCUGAGCAUCAUCUUGACAGUGUUCUCCAUCGUUGGGGCCACCGUGGCUGCAUUUGUAGCUGCUGUCUUUUACAAACACAGAACCUCUCCAAUAGUUCGAGCCAACAACUCAGAGCUGAGCUUCCUGCUGCUCUUCUCACUGACUCUGUGUUUCCUCUGCUCACUUACUUUCAUUGGCCAGCCCUCUGAGUGGUCCUGUAUGCUGCGUCACACAACGUUUGGGAUCACCUUCGUCCUCUGCAUCUCCUGUGUUCUGGGGAAAACAAUAGUGGUGUUAAUGGCCUUCAGAGCUACACUUCCAGGAAGUAAUGCCAUGAAAUGGUUUGGGCCUCCACAGCAGAGACUCAGUGUUCUCACCUUCACUCUCAUACAGGUCCUAAUUUGUGUUCUUUGGUUGACAAUAUCUCCUCCUCUCCCCUUCAAAAAUCUAAAUCAAUAUAAAGAAAGGAUAAUCCUGGAAUGUGGAUUAGGUUCAGUUAUAGGAUUCUGGGCUGUGCUGGGUUAUAUAGGUUUUCUGGCUCUUUUGUGUUUUAUUUUGGCUUUUCUGGCUCGGAAGCUGCCUGAUAACUUUAAUGAAGCCAAGUUCAUCACAUUCAGCAUGCUCAUAUUCUGUGCAGUGUGGGUUACUUUUAUCCCAGCUUAUGUCAGCUCUCCUGGAAAGUUCACUGUAGCUGUAGAAAUAUUUGCUAUUCUGGCCUCAAGCUUUGGCUUGAUUAUUUGCAUUUUUGCUCCCAAGUGUUUCAUAAUCAUGUUUAGGCCAGAACAGAAUACCAAGAAACACCUUAUGGGUAAAGUGCCCUCCAAGGCACUUUGAGGCUCUUGCUCAUAUUUAACAUGUCUAUGAUGUGACCUCUUUCUUAUUAUGUCUUGAUUUAUGUUUGCUCAUACAUCUUUUUAGUAGAACUGUAUUUUAUGUUGUAAUGUAUAAAUAUGUAGAUGUAAGAUAUUCACACGCUCCACAAUAAUGAUAAUAAUGACGUAUAAUGUCCAAUCAAAUGGAAUUUUCCUGCCUUUCAGCAGUUUUAGACAAAACUUUUAUAUGAAUAUGGAAUAUGUAUGUUUUUUUUUUCCAUAUGGAAUUCUAAACAGUAAUUGAAUGCUUCUAUCUAAGUAAGGCUUGGUGUGUGGGAUGCCCCCCUGUCUCUCCCCAUCACUCAGCGUUAAGCUAUUCUAUUCAGUCUACUCAAUCUACUCAAUGAUGUUGUGUCAUUAGCUGUUAAAAAACAUGCAGCUUUAAAGGUCUCAGAUAAUGGGAAAAAAUAGGUAGACCAGUUUUGUGCUUUUUAAACAUCUUAUUCUAAUACUUUACUUCUUAUUAUGGAAUUGAACAUUUUUCCUCCACCCAUUUAGAAUGACCAGGAUAAGGAUAUAGAAGUCUCCUGGAGGAUGUGAUUUCAAACUGUGUAAUGUAACUUUACUAGCAGUUUGUGCUCUCUUCUGAUUGUGUUGAAUUGUACAAGAACAAUGUGUUAAAAGCAGUUAGAAAAGUCUUAACUUCUUGUGUGAGUGUUAAAGCAUGUUUAAAUGCUUAAAUUCAGAUAACACCUAUUUUGACCCCUCUUAUGAAAUGCAGUUUAGGAAACUGUAAUGUUGCACAAGCACAAGGAGAAGCUUGCAGAUCUUAAAAACAAAAGUCUGUUUAAUGAGAGAUUUCUCAGAUAGAAAGACAGUCUCCAAAAUCAGAAUCCAAAUACCAGGCAAGAAUCAAAAACCAGAGAAGAUCCAAAAAACAGGCAUUGGUUCAAAACACAAGUUGAGACAAUUAGAAGAAUAACUCAGUAGUCCAGUGAAGGGAAGUACCUUGCAAUGAAAAGCCCAAACCAACAACUAUUUAAGCUCUGAGACCAAACAGGCACAGGUGAAUCGCAUUAGAAUUCAGGGGGCAGAGAAUGAAGCCGAUGUGUGUGAUUGGAGGAGAAGGUGACAUCAUUGGGAUUGGGCUCAUGGGAAAUGGAGUCCUGGAGCAUGCUAGGCAAGGAAGGAGAACCCGGAAGCUGACAGUACCCCGCCCCCCAGAGAGUCCGAGACAGCUUGGGCACGAGAACUGCCACGAUGACCACCCCCCCCGAACGGGAACCCCAGCAGGGGAAAACCACCCGAGCUGCCGCGACUCUGGACAGAUCCACUGGAACGCCUGCUACCUAGGGAAUCACCAGGAGGCCAGGAUUUGGGACAGCCUCGCCAGCGACCAUGGGGGUCUUGACCACUGAAGAAUAGGGUAAAAGGGGACUAACAAAUGCAGAGUCUGUAAUUGUACAACUACAAAGUACAGCUAUACAGUAAGUGGAGCUGAUAAAAUGGACAAUGAGAGUAGAAACUGUUAGGUGCUCAUAAUGCUAUGUCUGACUGGCGUAUGAACAGACAUAACAUUCAAGGUCUUUAUUAAACUUCAGCAAAACUUUAGCCUCAAAAUCCUCAUCAUUGACUCUGUUUGAAGUGAGAAUCAGGCCUGAAUAAUCUCUCCAUGGCUGCAGAGCUCCUAUAUGGCUCCACAGCAGAAUCAAAUAUAAUAACAAAUUUGGUCCUUGGGGUCAAUCUGACCCCAGGGAUAUUUACCUCCAGAAAAUGAUUUACAGAAUAUUGUUGACCACGUUUGUGUG
Molecule: messenger RNA, 4330 nt
Organism: Pygocentrus nattereri (red-bellied piranha)
Lineage: Eukaryota; Metazoa; Chordata; Actinopteri; Characiformes; Serrasalmidae
Product: extracellular calcium-sensing receptor-like
Exons: 6
Coding region: 4-2544 (846 amino acids)
Biological process (GO): G protein-coupled receptor signaling pathway
Cellular component (GO): membrane
Molecular function (GO): G protein-coupled receptor activity
Source: RefSeq, a predicted model, not a curated record